This is a messenger RNA of Bicyclus anynana (squinting bush brown), 1898 nucleotides long. RefSeq names its product cytochrome P450 306a1 (gene phtm). Gene Ontology annotation, molecular function: heme binding; oxidoreductase activity, acting on paired donors, with incorporation or reduction of molecular oxygen, reduced flavin or flavoprotein as one donor, and incorporation of one atom of oxygen; iron ion binding. NCBI's taxonomy places the organism in Eukaryota, Metazoa, Arthropoda, Insecta, Lepidoptera, Nymphalidae. The transcript has 8 exons. Gene Ontology annotation, biological process: xenobiotic metabolic process. The record is from RefSeq and is a predicted model, not a curated record. Gene Ontology annotation, cellular component: cytoplasm; intracellular membrane-bounded organelle. The coding region runs from base 143 to 1765 and encodes 540 amino acids.
CAAGCCGCGUUCUCGUAGUGUUAUUUGGCAGUUGUCAGCCGUCAGUCCACGUGACUGGUGGAUAUUAAAUCAAAGGUCCGCUGCGCUAUCACUCGUGAUAUAAUUAUAGUCAAGAACACUAGAUCCUCUGCAGAAGUAAGAUAUGGAUGUCAUAUUCGUAUGGAUUGUAACAUUCGUUGUGGGAUUUUGGAUAUUUAAAAAGAUCAAUCAAUGGAAGGAUCUACCACCGGGGCCAUGGGGUCUACCUAUCGUGGGUUACCUGCCUUACCUUGACCGACAUCACCCUCAUUUGACCCUCUCCGCAAUAUCCAAGCGCUAUGGUCCCAUCUAUGGCUUGCAAAUGGGGAGUAUAUACACUGUAGUGUUGUCUGAUCACCGCUUAAUAAGAGAAGCCUUCUCUAAGGAUGUGUUCUCAGGGCGCGCGCCGUUAUAUUUAACGCACGGUAUUAUGAAGGGAAAUGGGCUCAUUUGUGCCGAGGGAGCUUUGUGGAAGGACCAGCGUAAGCUAGUGACGUCAUGGCUCAAAAGCUUCGGUAUGAGCAAACAUGGCGCCAUUCGCGAGAAGUUGGCGAAACGGAUUUCAAGCGGAGUGCACGAGCUAAUACAAAAUGUCAGAGACGCUCGCGGGUCACCAAUACCUCUGCCGAAUAUGAUUUCCAAUUCAUUGGGCAAUGUGGUUAAUGAUAUAAUUUUUGGAUUUAAAUUUCCACUGGAUGACAAAACUUGGAAGUGGUUCAGACAAAUCCAAGAAGAGGGAUGUCAUGAAAUGGGUGUAGCAGGCGUUGUUAAUUUUUUACCUUUUAUACGAUUAAUAUCUCCAUCCACUCAAAAAACUAUGAAAGUGCUUGUCCGCGGCCAAGCUCAAACACAUAGACUAUACGCGAGUAUUAUCGCAAAACGUCGAAAGAUGCUGGGCUUACAAGUGCCACCAAAAGCUGUACAUAUAGAACAUGAAAAUAUAUUCAAUGAUCAUCCCGAAGGAUUCAUAAAAUGUAUCAAAUAUAGUAAACAUGCAUCAAAUACUGAAGUUCAUUAUUUUGACCCCAAAGUUCUGAUACCCUCGAAUGAUGAAUGCAUCAUGGAUAGUUUUCUGGCGGAACAAAAGAGAAGAUACGAGAAUGGAGAGGAGAACGCUUAUUUUAUGAGAGACGAGCAAAUGCAUUAUCUUCUAGCAGACAUGUUCGGUGCAGGCUUGGACACUACUGCUGUUACAUUUUCGUGGGUCUUAUUAUACAUGUCCCUGUAUACUGAAGUCCAAGAAAAAGUGCGAGAAGAAAUAUUAUCCGUAUACCCGGAAGAAUGUGAAGUGGAUAGUGCAAAACUGCCUUAUCUCACGGCAGUCAUCUGUGAGACUCAACGCAUCAGAUCUAUCGUACCUGUUGGUAUACCUCAUGGAUGCUUACAAGAUACUUUCUUGGGAAAUUAUCGAAUACCAAAGGGAACAAUGGUAGUACCAUUGCAGUGGGCAGUUCACAUGGAUCCAGACGUGUGGGAAGAUCCCGAGAGCUUCAAUCCAAACCGAUUUAUUGAUGACCGAGGAGAAUUGUUGAAGCCCCAGGAGUUUAUACCUUUUCAAACUGGUAAAAGAAUGUGCCCUGGAGAUGAGCUAUCGCGUAUGUUGACAGUAGGCUUGAUAACUCGACUUCUGCGUGACUUUAGAAUUCGUUUAUCGUCAGAUCCACCGACCGCUGAGGAAAUGAAGGGUGAAGUUGGCAUUGUCCUGACCCCACCAAAAGUCCUAUAUAUUUGCGAACCUAUCACUUAAACGCUGAAAAUAGGUAUUUAAAAUCAAUUUUCAAGAAAUAUACAAAAAGCGGGUGCAUUAUGCAUUUUUUUUAAAGUGUAGAUAAAGUAGUUAUUAAAUUUUUUUUAUAAAAUUAAAGGUUUUUAUAAAAAAU